Debaryomyces fabryi is the source of this 3444-nucleotide messenger RNA. RefSeq lists its product as uncharacterized. The coding region runs from base 1 to 3444 and encodes 1147 amino acids. Gene Ontology annotation, cellular component: fungal-type vacuole membrane; endosome membrane. Gene Ontology annotation, molecular function: 1-phosphatidylinositol-3-phosphate 5-kinase activity. Gene Ontology annotation, biological process: phosphatidylinositol phosphate biosynthetic process. NCBI's taxonomy places the organism in Eukaryota, Fungi, Ascomycota, Pichiomycetes, Serinales, Debaryomycetaceae. The transcript has a single exon. The record is from RefSeq and is a predicted model, not a curated record.
AUGGCACUUCAAGAAAUUCAAAAAAUUGAAGAUGAAAGGAAUGCCAAUAAUCUAAAUGAGAAUAAUGCCUGUGAAAUAAUUAUGGACAAUUUGGAAGUUACACAUUAUGUCAAGAUUUUCUCUGAAAGGUCAUUAAGUGUAUCACCAGCUGUGACAGUUGAAUUACCUAGUGCUUUGGUCAAUGUGAUUGCUUCUUAUAAAAGGUUUUUUGAGUUUUUCAAGACAGAUACAAUGAUACAAUCGUUAGAUCUUCAUAAAGAUAUUGAACAAGACUGGUUGAAUGAAUUGAACUUAGAUAUCGAUAUUACUCGACUUCCAAAUGAGAAGCUUGAUUUGAUAAAUAUAUUAAAAUACGCAAGUGAAUUCAAUUUAAAGGUUUUGACAAAUGAAUUUCAAUCUAGGGCGAGAAUUUGGUCUAAUUGCAUGACAUUUCCGUCAUAUCAGUUGUAUCCCGUGUUUCAUAAGAGUAUUCAUUUUUUGCAUUCAACAGUAUCCAUAAAAUAUGCUACACCUUGCUCAGGGCCUAGCACUGUUGUUAUUGAUUACUAUACUGAUAAUGAUAAAUGUCUAGGCUUAUUUCUAGAUCAAAUCUUCCGUGACUCCUUAAAAACAUGUGACGAAUGUGGCGAUUCUUUAUUGAAUCAUUAUAAAACAUAUGUACAUGGUAAUGUUAAGUUGGAUGUUAUCAUUGAGAAAUAUGAAAAUGUGUUUAAUGAAGAUUUACAAGAAAAAAAUCAAAGGUUAAUGUGGAGCUCUUGCAAAAUUUGUGAUUAUUCUAGUCCUAUAAAAACCAUGAACGACGAAACUUACUAUUUAUCUGUGGGAAAAUUUUUAGAAUUAUGCUUUGGAGCUGAAAAUGUUACAUUGACUCAUUCUGCAUGCAAUCACGAUUUCUUUAAGCAGCACAUAAGGUAUUUUGCUUUGAACGACUCUGUAAUAAGAAUGGAAUAUUCUGAUAUUGAUACUUAUGAAGUUGUUGUACCUAAGAAGCAAUUGGAAUACUUACCAGAUAUAGAUAUUAAGUUGAAAAUUGAAACAUUUAAUCAAAUUCAAAAGAAAUCGGCAAAUUUUUUUCAAAGUAUAUCUAAUAGACUUAAUAGGGUUAAAGUAGAUACUUUCGAUAAAGCGGAUGAUGGGAUGCAGAAAGUUGAAGAGUUAAAAAUAAAACUUGAUGAACAGGUUGAUUCAGUCAAAUCGAAAACUCUUGAAAUUUAUAAUUCAACCUUAUCUACAAUUCAUCUUCCUCUAAAUUCCGUUUUGCGAGAAUUACAAGAGCUAGGGGUUAUAUGGGAUAAUGAGUUCAACGAGUUUGAAAAAAGCUUUUUACCUACUGAAAACGAAAUCACGAAGAUUACCCAAUUUCAUUUGAAGAAAUUUUUAAUGGACAAAUACAAUUCGGAAGGUCAAAAUAAGGAAACAGAAAUAAGUGAUAUAAAGAAACGUGAUGCAACGAAGGAUAAUAAUGCUGAUGAAACAGAAACAGACUCAGAAAUAGAUACGGGAACAAAAAUUUUGAACAAUGAAAAAAAAAUACUUAAAGAUUCAAUUCAGGAAGAUAGGAAAGGAUUCCCUGAUACCUCUUUGAAUAAAGAAAAAACUAAAGAAAUUGGCAAAAUGAUUCCAUCGUCAUUAUAUGGCCAGUCCAAUGUUGUUGAUAAAAUCAAUAAAAUGGAAGCUUUAUUAGAAAGUGAAAGAAAAUCGCAAGAUAAAGAUACCAAAUCUCUGAAUAAGAAAACAACCCCAUUAAAUACGAAAUCUCCUCAAGUAUCUACUCCUACAGGGAGUGACAAGCAAUUGACAAUUGAAGAUCAAUCAACUAUCCAAGAGCAACCCCAAAAUAAGGUGUCUCAGAUUGCCAAUUUCUUCAACCAAAUGAACUUUGAUCAAAUUUCUAUGGAGUUUAGAAAGCAAAGAGAAGAGGAGCUACAGAAGAAGCUAAACAAAUUCAAGGCUUUACCCAUUGUAGCGUCAAAACCAAUUGUUGAAAUUUAUGAUAAAAUUGAGGACGUAGUAGAUGUUAAUGAUGAAAAUGAUCUAGAUAAGAAAAACUUAAAAAGAUUGCACAAAAAAUCUCCAAGUCAGGAACCUGGUUCAGGUAAGGUUCUGCCUGCCCUUAAAGAUCCAGAAGUAGUCGGAUCGUCUUAUAAAACCGACGAGGGAAAGGUUCAAAAUAAAGAAAAGGAAAAAGAUAAAAACAAAGAUGUUAAAAACCUAGACAUACCACAGCCAGAGAAGAAUUCUUUAUUAAAAUCAUUAACAAACUUCUGGGCUGAUAGAUCUGCCACAUUGUGGGACCCAUUGGAGUACCCGUUGGAUUCAAGUGAACACACGUUUGCGGACUCCGAUGUUAUCGUAAGAGAAGAUGAACCAAGUUCGUUAGUUGCUUUUUGCUUAUCUUCUCACGAUUAUAAACAGAAAAUAAAAUCAAUGGGAGAGAACACUACAGAUGAGAACAUAGAAAUCAAUGAAACUAACAAUAAAAAGUUCAAGAAUUUCACCAAAAUUGAGAAGAAAUUCAAAACAAAUUAUGGCAGUGGGGCCAGACUAAACGAAUUCGAGAGUAUUAUGAUCAAAAAUAAGUCGAAUCAUUUAAAAUACCAAUAUUUGGAUGGUAAUACUAACUUAUCUUGUAAAAUAUUCUACUCAGAACAGUUCGAUGCGUUCCGUAAGGCUUGUGGAAACGACGAGACGUUUAUUCAAAGCUUAUCUCGUUGCGUCAAGUGGAAUUCUAGUGGAGGAAAAAGUGGAUCCAAUUUCUUAAAAACACUUGAUGCUAGGUACAUCUUGAAAGAACUUUCAAAGUCAGAACUUGAGUCCUUCGUGUCUAUUGCACCCUUCUACUUUAAAUACAUUUCGCAGUCGAUGUUUCACACUCUUACUACUGCUGUGGCUAAGAUCUUUGGUUUCUACCAGAUACAGAUCAAAAACACCAUCACGGGAAAAACGUUUAAGAUGGACUUCCUCAUUAUGGAGAAUUUAUUUUACAACCAUAAUACGACCCGUAUUUUUGAUCUCAAAGGCUCCAUGAGGAAUAGACACGUCAAACAAACAGGAGAGGAGAACGAAGUUCUCCUCGACGAAAACAUGAUUGAAUACAUCUACGAAUCGCCAGUCUUUGUCAAAGAACAUCUGAAAAAAUUACUUCGCGGCUCAUUAUUUAAUGAUACCUCCUUUCUCUCAGCCAUGGAUGUCAUGGACUAUUCGUUAAUCAUCGGAAUUGAUGAUUCGUCAAAGAAGCUCUACAUAGGUAUAAUAGAUUGGUUAAGAACUUUUACAUGGGACAAGAAGGUCGAAAAUUGGGUUAAGGGAAACAAUUUAAUUGGAGGAGGUAAAAAAGGUAAAGAUCCUACAAUUGUUACCCCUAAACAGUACAGGACCAGAUUUAGGGAGGCUAUGGAGAGAUAUAUUUUGGAAGUUCCCGACUUUUGGUAUGAAGGAAAAUAA